CAGUUCGUUACAAAACUUGGCAUUUGCCGGAUGGAUUGGAAAUUCGAGAUUUAUUCCGAUAAGUGCAAGUUUCCCGCGUGAACGGUUUGAUAGUCUUUGAGUUGAAAUUUGACUUUAGAAAGAUUUAAAAACUGUAUAUUUCUUCCUGCUGUUUUUUUGAAAGUUACAUAGAUCGAGGUUGAAAUUGUCUUCCCAAAAAUGAAAAUUGAGAAGCCUAAAUGAAUUCAACAUAAAGUUAGACUUACUAGAUUUAACUAUGUAACUUUAUUGUGCGUGUUCUAUAAAAAAAUACUUCAAAAUGAUUAUUAAAACAUUCACAGUGCUAUCCAUCGUUUUGCUAGUAAGCAAUCUAACGAAUUGUUGUGACUUAGAAGAAUUAUUUAGUGCCAGAGAAAUUAGUUUGGAAGCUGCGUUGAAUGCGUCAGACAUAGCAUUUAGAGGUUUUUCCACUCCUGUACGAGAACAAUCCAGUAUUAUUACCGUUUAUUUUGAUCUUGUUGCAAUCUACAAAGGUGAAGGACUUUUAAUCGAAUGGAGGAAACUGAACAAUUAUUUUAGAAAAAUCAACGUCACGUUUCUAACGAGAAGCGGUUCGUCGGAGUGCCUGAUGUUAGAAAACGAAGUGCCAAGGGAUUAUAUCGUCUUUGCCAAUUUUUUAGAUGAUGAGAUACGAGCUACAUCGGCUGCUAGGUGGGACGAAGAGGCCGAUUUGAGGGUGUGGAGAAGUUUGGGCUGGAGUCAAUGGAGUGAUUGGUCAGCAUGCAGUGUAUCUUGUUCGUCGGGCAUUCAGCAACGUACCCGUCAUUGCCUGGAGGCCAAAUGUUCCGGAUUUAACAUUCAACAGAGACACUGCAAUUUAUUUGGCUGUAACGAGACUGUGACUCCGCUCAGCCUGAAAGAGGGCAAAUUUUUCCAUCCCUCGAGAGAUCGCUGGCAACCGAUUCCAGACAGGCCGACAGCAUGGCGACUCACGCCGAAUUCCUAUAUCUGGAUACCGGCCUCGGUGCUUUUUCCAGACGAGGACGGCCGGAACAUUCCAAGGGAGUUCUCCUUGGCAUUAACUAUAAGAAUUCCGAAUGUAACUCUAGGGACCGUAUUCAGCUUACGUUCACGAUCCAAACAACAAACGUAUUUAUCCUUAGAAGUAGCUGGAUCUGAUUUAAAGUUAAUUCACGCUGCCGAGACCGGCACGGACGUAGUUAGAAUACCUGCCGGAUUGGACGAUGCUCAAUGGCAUCAAAUAGCUUUUAGUGUUCGAGAUGAAAGCAUUUUGGACGUAUUCGUUGACUGUGAAUGGUCCAGGACAGAAAUUUUGCUAGCCCAUACCCUAGAUAUACCUAAUGACUGUGAUAUUAUAAUAGGUUAUUUAUUCACUGGGGAUCUAGAGCAUCUAUCAAUAAUAAAAAAUGCCCAUUCAGCCAAACUGCAAUGUUCCAGCACGCAAGUUCCAAUCGAAGAUCCGGACGUGCGAUUCACAAAGGACGGAUUCAAAUUAUUUACAAGGAAAAAUAUCGCUAAAAGCAGAAAGCAUCGUUAUUGAGUUUUGGAGAUGGCCUGAAUAAAAAUUAAAUAAAACAUUAAUGACGGAUGGAUAGAUUAUUCCAAUAUUGCUAUAUCUUUUUGUUAAUUGCAUAAGUAAUUUUAAUUUUAAAUAUUAUUGGUAUUUUGUGACAAUUUUGAAAUUUUUAUCUAGUUUGUUUCGAAUAGUUAUACACUAAAAUAUAGCCAGCCUUGAUAUAUUUAUUGUUCAUGAUAUUUUUUUUUUAAAUUUGUUACCUAGUAGAUGUAUAAAGGUGCCACAAGUCUUUUUAAACUUCUAAAUAGCUCGUUUUUUCUUUUAUAACUUUACAUAGAGACUUGAAUUGGCCAAAUAAAAUAAAUCUAGAAAAGAAAAACAAGUCUAGGGUGUAUUGUGUCAGAAAUGGACACCCUCAUACUCGCCCUAAUAGCAAAACUAAGUUAAAUGUAAUAAUACUGAAAAAAAAAAAAAUACAAAAUAAAAUUAUUGCAAAAGUUAUGAUCUUAAGAUGGAAAUUUAUUUAUAAACAAAAAUUGUAAUAUUAGAACUAUAUAAAAUUUGGAAUUUAUGGAAAAAAAAAUAUCUUAUUUGUUGAAUUAAAAUGUAUAAAAAUGUGUAUCUAAAUAGUUUUAGAAUAAUAUUCAUACAAAAUGCUAAUAAAAAUUAAGAGUAAAUAUCAAUUUAUAAGUGGUAGGUACCUGUAUGACAAUAGACCAAUAUCAAAAGGUCAUUUUACUGUUGUUUUUUUUUAUAAUAAUUAUAAAUCAAAAUACUCAAUGUAUAUCGCGUGCAUUUUGACAAUAAAUGUGUUUAAAAGUACAA
This is a messenger RNA of Ceutorhynchus assimilis (cabbage seed weevil), 2341 nucleotides long. Lineage: Eukaryota; Metazoa; Arthropoda; Insecta; Coleoptera; Curculionidae. The record is from the annotation of a GenBank genome assembly.